AUGUCUAAGCCGACAACCAAUGACACCGCCAAUCUCGUCAACUCCUUCCCUAGAAAGUACACGAAAAUGGGCAUCGGCGGCGCAGGAAACAUCCGCAAAUCCUCGACCAUCCGCCCCGUUCCCUCCGUCCCCCGCCUGAUCCCCAGCCCCUCAACAGGCACAUUCCAUACCGGCAUAGGGGGUGCAGGCAACUCCCGUUCGUACGAAGAGCGCGCUUCCAUCCCCCAAUUCGAACGAGAACUCCGCAGCUCGACACGGAAACAGAACGCGGCGGGGUCGUGGUAUCACGGGAUUGGCGGCGCAGGGAACCGAUCGAGUUCGGCGGACUCAAGGUCCAGUGAGAGCUCGUUGGAGAGUACGAGGAGUUGGAGGCUGGGUGCUGAGAGAAUCUUGGGGAUGGUGAGUGGGUAUUUCAGGAGCAAGCGGAGUGCAGCUGCAGAUGAGAAGGAUGCGUAUUGA
Molecule: messenger RNA, 459 nt
Organism: Drepanopeziza brunnea f. sp. 'multigermtubi' MB_m1
Lineage: Eukaryota; Fungi; Ascomycota; Leotiomycetes; Helotiales; Drepanopezizaceae
Source: RefSeq, a predicted model, not a curated record